Messenger RNA from Solanum stenotomum, 2221 nucleotides. RefSeq names its product PTI1-like tyrosine-protein kinase 1. The transcript is spliced from 9 exons. The coding region runs from base 275 to 1438 and encodes 387 amino acids. Gene Ontology annotation, biological process: protein phosphorylation. Gene Ontology annotation, molecular function: ATP binding; protein tyrosine kinase activity. NCBI's taxonomy places the organism in Eukaryota, Viridiplantae, Streptophyta, Magnoliopsida, Solanales, Solanaceae. The record is from RefSeq and is a predicted model, not a curated record.
UUAUUUUCACCAACCCAAUUCUUUACUCCCUCACUGCUUUUAGUGCUUACCUGUUUAUUCGACCAACAAACAUAGAAGAGUAAAUCAAAAGCCACAAACCCCUCUUGUCGAAAAAAAAGGAUCAGAUGUCUUAGAGCAAGAAUGCUGCAUAUAUAACCUUGAAGUGAAGAUCAUUCAACUUCAUCUUUGAUGAUAUCAAGUUAGCAUUCAAUUUCAUCAUUGAUUAUAACAGGUUUUGGUUUUGGUAUGAAGAGUUUCAAAGUAAUUUAAAGAGAUGACACAUGCACCUCCUGGUUAUUUUGUACGCUUGGAGAACGCAAUGGCUAAAGACGAUCUUUAUUUGAGUAAGAGAGUAAGGAUGAGAAGGUGGUUCUGUUGCACCUGCAAAGUAGAGGAGUCUGAUCCAUCACAUGAAAACGAGCUCCACAAAAGCCCUAAGAACAAUGCUGAUGGAUAUCAGAAAGGGACAAAAGCAUCAGUUCCUGCCAAGGCUGAAGUGCAAAAAGCAAUACCAACUAUAGAGGUCCCUGCAUUGUCUUUGGAUGAAUUGAAAGAGGAAACUGACAAUUUUGGAUCAAAAGCAUUAAUUGGUGAAGGAUCUUAUGGAAGAGUAUACUAUGCUAAUCUAAACAAUGGCAAACCCGUGGCUGUGAAAAAGCUUGAUGUUUCAUCUGAGCCUGAGACUAAUGUUGACUUCCUGAGCCAGGUCUCUAUGGUUUCAAGAUUGAAGCAUGAAAAUCUGGUGGAGUUGCUUGGUUACUGUGUGGAAGGGAACCUUCGUGUAUUGGCGUAUGAGUUCGCAACAAUGGGUUCCUUGCAUGAUAUUCUGCAUGGCAGGAAAGGAGUACAAGGGGCACAACCUGGACCCACUCUUGAUUGGAUGCAGCGGGUAAAAAUUGCUGUUGAUGCUGCAAGGGGCCUUGAGUAUUUGCAUGAGAAGGUCCAGCCUCCAAGAAUACACAGGGAUAUUAGAUCAAGCAAUGUCCUUCUCUUUGAAGACUACAAAGCAAAAAUUGCUGAUUUUAAUCUGUCAAAUCAGUCUCCUGACAUGGCUGCUCGUCUUCAUUCUACACGAGUUUUGGGAACAUUUGGUUAUCAUGCACCAGAAUAUGCAAUGACAGGACAAUUGACACAAAAGAGUGAUGUGUAUAGCUUUGGGGUGGUUCUUCUUGAACUUUUGACAGGAAGAAAACCUGUAGAUCAUACAAUGCCUCGUGGACAACAGAGCUUGGUUACUUGGGCUACUCCGAGAUUAAGUGAAGAUAAGGUCAAGCAAUGCAUCGAUCCAAAGAUGAAAGAAGUUCCUGGAAAAGGAGUUGCUAAGUUGGCAGCUGUUGCAGCACUGUGCGUACAAUAUGAGGCUGAGUUCCGUCCUAAUAUGAGUAUUGUUGUCAAAGCUCUUCAACCACUGUUGAAGGCACCUGCUCCUGAGUCAUAGGGGCUGUAGUUUCAUUUACUCAUUUUAUAUUCAAUUUACUUCGAUCACUCUUGUAUUUCUUUUCACCUGGAUUAAAGAUCAUUUCUUCAUUUCUCCCCCUCUGUGUCUGGUUUGUUCAGUCUAUGGCGUGUCAUGUUAUAGUAUGGGAGUAGUUUAGCGGGUUACUGUAAAACUGGGUUUGGUUAUUCUUUCUUUUUCUUUUUCUUUUUCUUCUUCUUUUCCUUGUGUGGUUUUUCCUCGUAUCAUUUUGUGUAUCAAAAUUUAUUUUUAUGGAUUGAAUGACGAAUAUGUAUACUAUGUCAAGGUACAGACUUGGUGUCCGUUUUCUAUGUAAGCUGCAUCGGCUAUUGUUACCCGACAGUAGUAAAGUCAUAGUAUCCAAAAGAGCCGUGCAAAGUGGGGGUGCGGCAGCUAAACCGUUAUCGAAUCAAGAAGAGGUUGACUUGACCAUACACUAUAUAGAUUGUCCAAAUGAGAAAUCUGGACGCCCAAUUUCCAAGUUAAGGUGCGCUAUCUAUUUUGAAUUUUUAUUGAUUUUGUCAGUUUAUAUAGACAUCAUUUGUUUUUAUGGUAAUGAAAAAUAUUAUAUAUUAUAACGAAAGAAACCACAAGGGAUGUAACUGGGACACCAUUGAGUUACAAAUAAUGAUACAUACAUUAGAUACUAAAAGUCUACUAAACUAGUAGUGGUGAUAUUAGUGUCGAAGGCCACCUGCUGAGAUGGGUACUACUGUUGAUGAGCUUGAAAGCCCUCAAUCCUUGCAGCGUGGCUGUAGAGACCAA